Molecule: messenger RNA, 23246 nt
Organism: Xyrichtys novacula (pearly razorfish)
Lineage: Eukaryota; Metazoa; Chordata; Actinopteri; Labriformes; Labridae
Source: the annotation of a GenBank genome assembly
GUGUGUGUGUGCGUGUGUGAGUGCAUGUGUGCACUCUGCUGAGCUGUGAGCAGAGGAGCCCCGCCAGCCCGCUUGCUUUAACUCUGUUCUGCACACACUCCAGCCCAACAGCUCGUCUCUUUCUCUGUGUUACAGAUGAUGCCGUGGAUUUAGUUGACCCACAUGAGUGAUAUGAAUAACACGCUGGAUGAAAUACACACUUCUGGACGCCUUGGAGAGAAAGCAGAGAUUUUUCAGAGUGGCAGGGGUAAUGUAAGUGGCUUUCCCAGCCCAGCCCUCAUCCCUUUGCAAGCUCCUUUACUAACACCAAAUGCCCAGAAGAUCAGGACUCGGCUCUGCAAGGGGAACAGGUAUGACUCCUAUUUCUUUACACUUGCCUUGAAUGACACUCAUCUGUUUAUAAGAUUCAAUCAAGAUAAGUUCAAUCGCACUAAAAGUGAAAGUAUUAUUACCCACUCUACACUUUACAAUCUGAGUUCCAUUGCUGAUGAAUAGUGGGCUCUUUGUGUUUGGAGAAGUAACACAGAGGUCUGUUUGAAAGCUGAAGUGCAGACUUUGUACCUGUAAACACAAUCGCCUCUGCUGAAGCGCAGCUGUCAAUGAAGUUUAACGUAUUAUAUCAACAGUGCAGCUCAAGAGCUGGAAUAAAAUCAAGCACCUGUUAGUUUGUGGGAGAUAAUCAGUAACUCAGUAACUGCUGUGUUGACAGAGCAGUAAAGAAAGCGUCAGUCAGACAGAGAACUGCACCUUUUUCAGUAAAUGAGGCCCUCACCUUCACAACUGCACUCAAUUCUGAUUCUUCCUUACCUCAUAAUGAAGUAAAUAUGGUAAAUUUCUUACCAUAUACUGCCUCUUUAUCAUAGCGGUGAAAACAGCAGAAGCUCUUGCGUGCAUCUUACUGAGUGUCUGUUUGUGAGUGGGGUGUGUCAUCUGGUAGUAGAGCAGGAGGAGUCCAUGCUGAAACAGGCUUGAGCGUCUGUUGUAUCUGUCAGUUUGUUUAUCUCUGCUCCAUUUAUACACCCGAUCCCUUUGCAUGAGACUCAGUAGUAUAAUACAACACCUCUCCAAGAUCUGUUUUGAAUUUUGAGUUUUGGUCCAUGACUUUUGCAAACUGCUCACAGCAUUUCACUGAGAUUCAUGUGUAAUAUCAUUAUGUUUCCUCAAAACACAAUAAGCAGGAAUGAAAAUGAUUGUAACUCAUACCGCACCACAUGUUGCUGCUUUUAAUGCAACAUCUCUUUCUCUGUUUCUCUGCGUCUGUGUUUGUUGUCCUUCAGGAACGAUGAAGAGGGAGAAGAGUCAUUCUCUCCCCCUCCUCCAAACCUUUUUCCUGAGCUUAUCCCCUCCACCAUCUCUCCCCUUGUCUCUGAAUGUUUAUUACCAUGGACCAAAAGCAGUGCAACUCAGGUGAGUGUUCCAUUUACAGUACUUGGGGGCAUUUGUGACACAAAGAGCCAAAUUAUUUGAAAAUACAAAAGUCUCAGUUGUAACUAUUUCCAUAUGCGUCCUCAGGCUGCACAGUCAUGCUAGCUUUAAUUGGAGCGGGUGCCAGGAAAACAACUGCGGGACAUAUUUGAAUUGAAAUAAAUUUAUAUUUACAUAAUGUUUGGCUUGUGAUUUGUCUGAAACUGCAGGGCAUUGUAGAACCAGUUAUGUGAGUAUGUAAAUGAGCUGCAGUGAGUAGAUAAAAACACUGUUAAAACACUUAUACACAGAGAACUUUAUUCACUUUAAGAUCCCAGAUCUAUCCCUGCACUCAGUGACUGCUUACAGCCUAAAACCAUGAGUGUGAUGUAUGGUACCACCUGUAGAUACUGCACUCGAACUUUGAUUAUAAGUUGGCUUGCCCUGGAAAAUACUUGGCUAAGUGCCCACAGCCACUCUUGUAUGUUUGUGCAAGCGCAGGGUGUGUGAUUUGUCAUGCACUGAAUGUGGGGAAGCACCUGCUGGUGUUGCAAAACUCACUGCACUGAAGAGCAACAGAACUUUUAUCAGUUCUAUUUACUUGAACUCUUGAUCCUGACCUCUCACUUCACUAACCUACACUUAUAGACACACCUCCAGAAACCGUCGUCGCCAUGUAUCUCAACCAGUCAUAACAGUGUGCUUGUACAAUCUGAUUAUCUUCUUUAGCUUUAUAGAUCUUUUUUUAGCUCUGUACAUCAGGCUAUAACAUCGAGACAUUUUCGCUGUAACAAAUUUAAAAAGAAAUAAUCAUUUGACCUGGUUAUGUCUGGUUGAUUUGCACACUACUUCCCCCUCACUGAGGUUGAUUUAAGGUUGUGCAGGAUCUUUUUGUGCAUGUGUGUGUGACGUGUAUAAAUGUGAGCACUUGUGUGUACAUGAAUAGCAGCAGGGGGCAGCUCAAAGCAAUGAGUCAUAGGGAACCUUGAAAUUACCAAGCUCAGCAGUUACAGAGGACCAUCAGCGCUAUAAGACUUCCCACUAAUCUCAUGUGGAUUUAAUGCUUAGAUAGAAAAAAAAAAACUGGGGAGUUGUGUUUCCUUUUUUUCUACAAAUUGAUUCAUUGUAGGAUGUUUGUAGAUGACAGUAAUAUAAGUUUGCUGUUUGGACCGCUUGGUUUUCUUACACCUGAGAAUCUCGUCCUCAUAAACAGUCUUAAACAAGCUCUUCUCUCUUCCAUCCUCUGUCUAGAGGGUGAUUGUCAGUCCUCCUGUGCUCUCAUCAGUCUAUUGUGAAGACAGGUUGGGAAUUGCAAGGAUUUGGCAUUUCUUUGAUAAGUGUAAGAUUAAUCCUCAGUUGACGUAGUGAAGAGGCAAAAUGACACCAAGCUGACCUCACUGUGUAACAAUGUGGUUUAGCUGUUAGCAAAUCUUAAAGUGAUCAGUAUGUGUCUCCGUGAUGAGGUCUGUGUCUACACCUCUCAGUCCUGACAGCCUUUCAGUCCGCCUUUUCAGCAGCAGCACAUGGAAGACAAAGAGAGGACGUCAGGACUGACCAGCUGUUUUUGUCUCACCCUCCUCAUGUCACGGGGUUACGACCUACUUUCAGUAGCUCUCAAGAAACCGAUGACAUCAUUGUCCUAACUCUGCAGCACUCGUCCCCUCACCCACCCUCUGUAUGAUCUGUGGAGAAAAAUCAUCCUCUCAGCUUCUAUUAAGUCUUUUACACACAGUCAUUUUUCCAUCAGUUAAAUUUGUCUGAAAUAAUAAUCCUCUGCUAAAGACAGGCUUAGAUUGAAAUGAGCAGAUUAGGAAAAUAGAAGCUGUAUCUGUUAUUUUGGCCUCGCACGGAUCUCACUGACUUGCUAACAAUGUUUUUCUUUGACUGCAGUAGGAUCCUAAUGGCUUUGUGGAGUUGUGACAAGGCUUAAGAGCCAUUUCACUCAUGAGAAACUGGUUUAUCUGACUACCCUGUAAGGCUUGUGUUUGCAGUGUCAUGGUACAUUUCCAUUACAGAACCACCAAGUCAUAACUGACACGUGAAGUCAGUAAAAAACCAAGUUUAGCAAGCCCUGAAGCCUUGAGUAAAAAUACAUGUAAUCCAUCUGUCUAUAAGUAUAGAAGAAGAGUACACAUGCUCUGUUACCCUGUUUUUCUGCCUGACCUCAUUUCUGAUACCAACAAAUGGAUAUCAGUUCUCUUUUGAUACUACUGUGAAAAAAACAGUUACUAUUUGUACACCGAAGCCUUUGCCAUCAUCGUUGUAUGACCUCAUACAGUAUAUUAAAUGUGAAUAUAUUUAAACUGAAACCAUGCUGAGCAAUAAAAACUAUCUCAGUUAAUGUUUACUCCUGGUGUCCCCUCUUGCUCUUGUUUUGUAAAAGCAGUUUUAGUCAUAAAAGUUAUUUGUUUAUUAAAAAUACAGCCAAAGAAAAUGUUUAAUGACAAUCACUUAUUGUUGGGAAGGGAAUUCCUGGGGGACUCACUUUAUCAUCUGAUAUGCAAUACUUGGUCCAUACUUGGCUAAUAAUAUCCUGAUACAGCUGUACUCUGAUAACGUAUUACAUUAUUUCACUUUAAUGAUAAUUAUGAUUUCUGAUUAAAUGCAGAAUUAAAGAAAUGCCCCUAAAAUGUACAAAUGAAGAACUAAUUAUUUAUUGUCUCUGUCGUUUUAGUGUGUUUUCAUGUUUUUACUCUAUUAAUUUAAUUUUACUGACCCUCAGAACAUUUGUAAAAUUUCUGUCAUUAGUUAAAGAGGAACAUUUACACAUUUUGCUCGUUCACAUUUAUGCCUUAACUUUAAAUCAUGUUGAACACAUAUCUUUGAUGAUCAUGUUCACAUUUUUCGCUCCAGAGUGAGUCUCAUGCAUCAAGGUAAUUUGUUGGACACACAUUAGCUUUUUAUCCCUACCAUGUAACAUCUCCCUUUCUUCCUCUGCUAUCAUUCAGCACUUAAUUUUUCUUUGGUAAGAUGACCGCUGCUAACAUUCACCUCACUGGUGGAAUCACUGAGUAUCCCUGUAGUGAGUCAUACUGAGUGGGAAAACUAUUUCAGGUGCCUUGUUUUCAGUUGUAAUAUCCAUACUCAGCCAAGUUUUUAAAUUUUUUUUAUAUCAUUUAGAUCAGGAAGAAAAUAUGUGUGUGCUGUAUUCAUAUUUUAUCACUCUCAAACUGAUUGUCAACACUGGAUCAGCCUUCACUGAUUUUAAACUCUGUGCUUCAGUGUGCAGUUUGUUUGGUCUAAAAUAGUGACUAGUGGCACCUACUGUACGAAUGUUAUUGAAAUGUGUGUGUGUGUAUUUUGGGGGAGGGGAUUAAUAAAUAGUAGAUCUUGAGCUGUGUAAUAAUUGGUAUACACACCAAUACACAUUCUCCUAUUUCUGCUGUACUGGCUAGUUGUCUUAUCGAAUUAUUUAAUGCACUCUCUUUCGCUGCAAUUUUAGAAAAAUGAGAGCAUCUUCACACACUGUUAUAAAACCUCACUAAUGAUUUCACAAGAGUCAAAUAAUGCUUUAGGAUCACUUAGUAGUCUAUCUACAGUUCCUACAGUAUCAGAACAAGUCUUGUUUAGUUUGUUACCCACAGCAUAAAUGCAUUUUUACACUUACAACAUCUGAAUGUAGGGACAUAGGGGUUUGUAGUUGAAUAAAUCAGAAUUUCUCUCAUACUUUCUCAGCUGUUUCAAACAUACUGCUGUGAUAUUGGAGCCAGCAUGGUAAAAUAACCUCCUGCUGCUCCUUUGAGUUUGCCCCAUUGGAAAAAUGCCCACUGGCUAAAUACUGGCUCAGCCACAGGACCUCGUCACUGCAGACGCAAAUACGCAACAUUUAGUAUGAAAUACUGACGCUGUAUAUAUUUGCAGGAUUCAGAAUCUAGUCAUGCAAGCAGUUAGUUAUUGUGAAGAUAAUUCUGUUGAUAUUUCUGAUGGGGGCAGUUUGAUCUGGCUCUGAGCGUAUAAUCACAGAAGAACUGGCACAUCUUCAUGACACAAUGGCAAAAUAAACAGUUUUUUUAAGGAAGUCCAUGGAGCUGGCACAGCCUCCACUCUCCAGGAAUACAGCAGGCAGUCAUGCUUGGACUCUUACCAAAUCCAGCAGCACAGAGACAGUCUGCGUCCAGACGGUGUUGAGUGUUCAGUUCAGCCAUAUGACUCAGAGGAAAUGCCUGCCCCUGUAGAGAUGUUAUUUCAGAUGCCGCAUGUUCUUCCCUCUGAGUUUCAGUCUCUCUUCCACAGCAGAUGUAAGAGUACUCAGGGUCACACUCGAGAUGUGAACGUGUAUUUAUUCUCUUCAUUCAGCUGCUGAACAAUUUGUCGUAAAGCUGCUUAGUGACUAACAGUAAUGUGUCACAUUUUAGGUAUUACUAUAACUGUACAAACAUUUGUACAAAUAAAAAGACACACGUUAUUAUCCACUUGAAACUUUGGGCUCUUUAUUAACCGUGAUAUUAAAUGUGGUUGUAAGUAGCAUUCUCACAAUAUGAGAAUUAGAGGAGUUCAAAUAAGAAGUCAUGCUCUGCAGUCUUUGCACAUAACUUUCAUUCCUUGUGCCUAACAGACAGUAUAUGGGUUAUAUAUAGGAAGUCAUCUGAUGUGAGAUGCACAUGCAGGCCCUUUAUUCCUCUCCAAGCCUCUCUCUUCUGCUCCUUUCACACAGACAGUCAUGUGGGAUAAAAUGAUCUUUCUUUGUUGGUCUGGACUCUAAAACCCACAUUGUCUGGCUUCAGUACCCAGCUUCUAUCUCAGCUACAAGACAGGCUUGAUACUGUUUGAAUUGGAUAAACUUUUAAUGAGCGAAACAAGAUUUCUUUACUGACUACCAGAUGGCUGUAUAGAUGCUGUAGAGGCCUGUUUACCAUACUAUUGUAGACGAUCAAAGAGUGAGACCAGACAAUAGAGUAUGUCAGGGAAAGCACUGCCAUUACUACUUUUUUAAAACUUCAAGAUAAAGAAGAUUCAAAAGACACAAGAUCUUUAUUAGAUUAACUAGGAUGUGAGUAAUAAAAACUACAAGCAUGGUUAUAUGUUGAGUGUAACCUUUAGACACAAAAGCAGUCUGCAGCCACACCCCUUUCUGAUCUUAUCAGAAGCAGACGGCACUAAAUACAGAGAAAAAAGCAAGCUAAUUCAGAUUUGGUCAGCUAAAUGUAUGAAUAUAGGUAUUUUAUGAACAGUAGAUCCUUUACUAAAACCCAUGUCACUUUGAUCUCCUGCACUUGGUGUUUUAGCAGAUUAUUAACCCUCAGGAACCUGCUCUAUCAAUAUCAAUAUCAAGGUUUACUUUGGCUUGUUUUGUUGGGUUUGCUUUCUAGUCUUACAUUAUGUUAAAGAUGGACACUAUUCUGUCUUGGUUUCUGUUUUGGCCUCUUUUCCACUAUUUGGCUGUUUUACAGAGUAGGGGCUUUGUUAAAGAGCCAAUAAUGAGGUGAGAAUGUACGACAAUUGGCUGCAUCCUUGCUCUGAAAGAUAAACAGUGAGUUACUUUUGCAUCCAUUUGCACAGAACAGUUUCACAUCAGUACUUAAAGAAGUUGCACUGUCACAUCACUUUUGUACUUGACAGUGUAAUAUUUGAGUCAAAAUGUGUGAUUUCACCUCGUAUUAAAAGGUUCCUGGGGACCAAAGAACAGCAGGAGCUAUGGCUUACCAGUUCUUCUGCUUUGCAUUGCUGCACCGUUACACCUUUGUAUAUCCUAAUUUGAAAUGGCUGUAUGUCCGAGCCUUUUAAUGUAGGCAUCAUAUAAAACCUCCUUCCUAAAAAUGGGUUUAUAUACAUAAAGCUACUGUAGGCACUGCUGCACCUUUGACAGAGCCUGCAGGAGGUCUUGAUUGAAUCAACACUGGUCAAGGACAAAGUGUCUGGAGCUGACUUUGUUAUGGGAGAAGUGGAGACUCUGUUAUCACUCUUGCUCCAUUAAUUCCAAUUCAUUUUAGCUGUGUGAUAACUAGCAGCGUCUGCUUGUCUGUGCUCUCACAAGUCAGUGUGCUGUGUUUCCAGAUAAACAUGGGGAGCCUGUUGUGGGAGGUUCUUCCUUUGCUGUCAGUUCUCAUGAGUUGAAAGAGAGGACAAUGAUUGGUGCCAAAUAUCUGCAUUCAGAGCUGUGAGAUUAAAUAUGAUGACUGACACUGUUUUAGGGCUAUGGCAAAAGAGAUCGAGGUAAUGUUGAUAUUUGUAACAGUUAAAGUGAUUUAUGCAACAGAAGCACUAUAGCAAUGCUGGGUGAGUUUGUAUGUGUGUGGUCUCCAUCAGUUGAGGUCUGCUUCUACUGUUUCCUCCUUGAAAAUGCAUUAAUAGCUUUAUUGAAAUGGCAUCUGCCCUCCAAAGCAUCUGGUAUCUCUUGUUCAUUCUCGUGCUCCCUUUCAUUUCUCGGUUGACUUUUCUGGUGUCGAUCCGUGAAGCGCAGUUUGAAAUGAAAAUGCCUUGUAAUGUAUAAAAGUACAAGUAUUCCUCACUAAAAGCUUUACUUCAUUAGUCACUGAUUCAUUUUAGACAUGAAUGGUGAAGACCGAGACCUGAUAAUUGGCGUGUCCUGCAAGGAUGGCAAACUCACAUUCACAAGGGCCCUUUUGUCUGCUCCUACAGUAAAACAGAUGUGGGCUCUGAAUCGUGGCUGUGGGAGUAAGAACUAUGUUGGACCUCCAAUUUUCUCGCUCUUUCUUGAUGUCCUGACAGCCAUAAAUGGUAUGACUAUAUAAAGAGACGGUAAAGCUGAGGUAUUAUUGGAAUAUUGACACAAACUUACAUUUAGAGCAUUUGUAGGACUUUAAUGCAUCCUUGGUUUUUCUUGUGUCGAGGCAGACAUUGGGUUCAAUGUUUGGCCAGACAUGAGGAUAUAUGAAACCAAGAAGUAGGAAUGCUUCAGACUUUUUAUUUUGUUAUUUCUGACUGACCAUUUAAACAUAUCUUUGCAUGCCUAAUGUGUGUAAUGAUAUAUACAUAGUUUUAUCCCUCUGUAACAAAGACUGGUUUUACACAGCAAAAAUAUGCAUAGAGAGGAUCAGGGGCGGACUGGGACCAUAAUUCAGGCCAGGAGUUUGACUCCAUCCAGGCCAAUACACAUUGAUGCGGAAAUGCCAGCACCAGCGAAAAGUUUUGGACAUUUGAAGCCAGAUUUAGUGAAUAUAAUGCUAAUGUGAAGAAUUCAACAUUGGCUACAUAACUGCAAAUUUAAUAUGAAGUGAUUUGACAGGUGCUUUAUAGCCUUCUGAGCUAGAUUUUACAGAAGGAUAUUCGUCAUGGUUAUAAAAACUCCAUAUUAGUCAUGCCUUUAACUAUUUGUUUACUCAUUUAAACUAAGAGUGUAGCCUACCACAUUGCCGAUGUAUUAUAAUAAAAUGUUGAAAGCCUGUCAGAAAAAAAGUCAAAGUUCUCGAGAGGCAUAAAACUUGGAUUAGCACGCACCACUAGCAUCGUAGUGACCAGAAGUAGAGCUGCCAGGCCACCGGGAAUCAGCCCGGUGAUCCUAAUGGUCCAGUCCACCACUAGAGAGGAUAUGGACAGCAAAUUUCAAAAAGAGCACAAAAGAAAACAUGAUGUAAUUUAGUUUGUGUCUGUAUGAGAAUCACAGUGACCAGUAGAAAAUGCCACGACUGCAGCUUAGCAUAAAAAGAUGAAAAUUGAGAAGGGAAAUGUAAAGAGGAAUAAGAAUCAGAAUUAAAGCUGCAAGCAGUGAAAUGGCUUAUUUGAGGGUUUACCACAUUAUUGUUUUCAUUAUUGAGUCCUCUUAUACCUGUAAAACUACUCAUAAGCAGAUAAGAUCAGCCCUGUAUGAGGAGAAACUUGUCAAAAGACCCCAGGACAGGCCUAGAAAGAGUUGAUUUUUGCCAACUUUAUUUCCAAAUAGCUGACCUAGAUGUUUUUGAAGUCUUAGAAGCCCGGUGUUCCCCCUUGUUCAAAACCUAUAAAAUAUCAAAUUUACCACCAGACCUGAGGCGUAUUCAAACUUUCAUGGGGUUUUUGAGCAUUUAAGGACUUUAAAACUGUGAAUAAUAGUAUCAGUGAAUCGAGGAGUUGUGAUUAGGUCUUCACAGCUACCUGGUGCUCAGGACCUUAAUAAUUUAAAGUCUUAAAUGUAGUAGGAGAUUUCUUAAGACCAGUAAAGUUCCAUUUGGAUGUGCUUACAGGCAGAGGUAAUCUGUUGCGCAAUAAAAAAGUAUUUUGAAUUUUUCCAAUAUGUUCUGUAAUAUUUUUUAUCAUCUCAUCAGGCAUAAAAAUAUAGUGAAGUGCAAAGCUACUCUAAAAAACACACAGCUAUAAACAUGUACUAAACACCUGUGCCUAAAUAUAGCUGUAGUGUCUGAUGCAUGUCCUUCCUGGGAGGUCUUUAUCUCCUCGGCCUCAUUUUUUUCACAGUUUUUCUGCACAAAGUUGAUGCUUUGAGUCCAAGUUUGUAACUUUCUCAGGACUUGUUUAAAGUAGUUCUGUCCGUAUUUUUCUUCUUCCAGUGUUGUUUAUUGGAACUUCUCUGCUAAGAAGAGAGAAAAGGAAAGAGAGUCUUCAUUCUCAAGGACAAAGGAGGAGUUUGUGUGUAGGGGGCAAACAUGACAAGUUUCUCACACUAUCUUUGUGAGGGAUGUCAUUGUAACAUGUCUUGUAACAACUCGUCUUGAGGAGUGGUUUUUUUUUUUAUUCUAAUUUGUUACAAACCGUAUAUCUGUUAUCAGUCUACCUUGAUGUGAGCAUCAUUAGUUUCUGUAUAUGGAUGUUACUCAUGUAGUUACUUGUGCACUCAAGACAGAAGCAUGAAUUUCCAUGCGAGAAGAGUCACCUUGCCUGCCAUUACACCACUCUGUCUGCAGAAGCGGGUAGGAAACUUUAUUAUGAAUACAGUAUUUGAUUUUGGAUGUGUUUGUUGAUAGUUCUGAGUUUAAAUACAGACAUUUUCUAUUUAAAGUUUAUAUCCUGUUCCUUAUUGGGCUCUUUCAGCUCUUGAGUUCAAUUACUUCAAAUUUAAUGCUGUAACCCAACAAUAAUGCACUUAGCUGUUAACUGUAAAGGCAUACAGUGAAUUGGACCAAGGGAAAUAUUAUUAUAAUUAUUAUGAUCUUACAGUCUUGAUACAUCGGGGUUCUGGGAGGACGUUUUUCUGGUUUCAGACAUAGACACAGCUGGAGGCCACCUCCUCUCUGUCCAGUGAUAAAGCUGCAGCUGUGGGAGUGUGGUUCAAGGUUGAACCAGAGCUGUCUAAUUGGUAAAAUGGCUCACACUGUCCUGUCCUUGAGAUAAGAAGGUCUAAUGGAGAAGUUUAUGUUAAACAGCACUGUAUGUAGUGCUGUAUGUUUAAUGUCUGGAUUCACUCUGCCAGUCCAGAGACCUUGGAAACGUUUGUAGCUCGGUAGAUGAUUUUAUGUUGAUCUGUCAACCCUCACACAUUAUCAACAGUUCCACAUAUCAACAGACUCACUUGAAUCAGGCUGCAUUUACUCUCUUGCAUAAUCAGUCUAACAGAUAAGUUGAUCAUUAAUGUCAUACUGUCAGAAUUACACCAUAUUACAAUAUUAUAGGUCAGCUGGUUGCAAAUGUAGGUUAACUUUUAUGCUUUGUCACUGUGUUAACAUCUACUGUCUGAUAAAUGUAUACACACAUGGAUGUUUUGGUCUGUUUUUUAACCCUUAAAGUGAGGUAUGGAUGCACCUCUUCAGGUAGUAUUUUUUAUUUUUUAUGUAAGUGUUUCUGUCUGAUGAAGCGGCUCUUUGUUCAUCGUUAAGGACAUCAGCUGUUUACAGUGUGCUACCUUGUCUGCUUAUUCAUUAGAGGAUUUGAAUCAAUCAUUAACAGUACCUGCCACUUAAUGUUCCCUGUGAUCUGAUUUGUUUUAUUGGUUUCAUUCAUGAGGUUGUGGGGUUUAAUGGUUAUAGUUGUUCAUCUUAUCUGUUUGUCUUCUCACAAAGACUUUAAGAAUAUGAAUAAAAAGAUCUUUAUUGAUCCCUGAAGGGAAAUUCUACUAUUUUGUGUUAUCCAUAUUUGCCUUGUAGUUAUGUGUGUCCUAUUUUCAUUAGUUGCUACAAACUCACUCUACCAAAUAAUAACGAUCAUGCGGCUGGACUUCUGCUCAGCUAGAUAAAAUCAGACUGAGUUUUCACACUUAUUAAGAUAAGCAAUGAAACACACGUAUUUGUAGGAUUCAGGCACCAGCUCAUUUAACACAGGAACUCAUUAAUUUUUGGUUUGACAACAAAUAACUGAUACUCACUAACAGUUCAUUACAGAUUUAGUAAGGACAGCCCUUGAAUUAAGAAACUGCUCUGCUUUUGUUAUCAUGAAAUUCACUGUUUUUUUGAGCUGCUGUCACAGGGAUCAGUCGGCCAUGGAGCUGCGAUACAGCACACAAAGAGCAGCUUGUACAGUAGCUUUACUCUAGCCUUUGACUGUAGAUUCUUACUGUAGGUUUUUAAACAGAGCUACCUGUACAACUAUACAUGUGCAACUUAUGAUGUAAAAUCCUACUGUAUAACACAGCAAAGUGAAAUUUUAUUUAAUUCACUCAUUUGCAAAUAGAUAUAGGUAAGGCACUAGCUUGCUCACAUUUUAAAGUCUAAUGCAGCACAUAGUUUUCCUUAUCCUCUAUCAAACCCUCCCCUCUUCCUGGUGAAAUCUGAUGCCUGAAUGAUUUGAUUUGGCCGGCUCUCUGAGGCAGAGCUCGUUGCAGCAUCUUAACUGAAGAUCUGACUUGAUGCAGUUUUCAACAGCACAGUGCAGAAGACACACACCUCACAUCAAUCUAGGUUUUCUUAUAUGCUAAUUGAGAAAGCUCCUCCAGUGUUGUGUGAAGUCCUCCUGUGUCUUGAUUUUUCUUAGAAAGAUUAAAUGUAAUUAAAUUGCCGUGCAAUGAUGCAAUUAUAACUGUAUUAAAACCCUGGCUGCUGGGGUAAUCUGUUUAAAGUAGGCCUUCGUCUUUGUUAGACAUCCACAAACAAAGAUAUUUGUCUUGUAAGGCUCCAGGCGGGCUGAUUGAACACUAAAUGGUUUACACUGAGAGGUGAUGUCAUAGCUGAAAACUCCCAUUUGCUGAUGGCUCCUCGAGGACUCAAACCUCAUCCCUGCAGAGCACUGACCACAAAAGGAGUCGGGCUGCCCGGCUUUAAACUACAAAUAGAAGUCACAGAGAGAAAAGAGACACCUGUCUUUGUAAACUUUGGACUGAGGUUGCUCAACUAGCAUUACAUUUAAGCAGCACCUUAGUAAUAGCUCUGUGGGCUCCUGCAGGGCAUUAUGCUUGGAGCAUGCAGUGGGUGUGUGAGUGUUAAGCAAGAAAGGGUUGCAGCCUUGUAACUCUCUCUCUCUCUCUCUCUCUCUCUCUCUCUUUCUCUCUCUUUAUCUUUCACUCCACCUCUCUCUCUUAAUUCAGGCUGAGUGUUGACAGCGAUAAAGAAACGUUACCAGUUCUGACCUAGCUAGAUUUCUUUGCUUUACAAGGUGUUUGUGCAGACAUGUUAAAUUGCCGUCAGGUUGUUGUAAAAGGGUGCACAUCUGUGAGUUGAUCUCAGACUUUUUGCCUCUCAGUGGUGGAGAGAGGCAGCAGGAGAUUCGCUAUCAGACCCAGCGAUUCAGAUAUGUGGAGCCACGACAGCUCUGUGCUAAGAGGCAGUUUUGUCUAAUUGCCUUCUUUCAGCUCCUCUGCAGCACAGAGUGGAGAGGGAAAGAGAGAGCAGCGUGCUGCUUGCAGGCUGACUCUUGCUGUGCUGUCUGAUGCCUGUUUUUAUCUUUUCUACAAAAGCUCUCUUUUGCAAUGCUGUGUGCUCAGCCAUGCAUAGGCUACAGAGCUUGCAAAAACUCUGAGCUCUGUUUGGACCUAAACAGGGGGGUGAGUUAUACUUCAAGAUUAAUUUGUUACGCAUUUGAUUUCUCAACACAGUAUUGCAAGAUUACAGUUGGUCACAGGCUUAAAUCUUUACAUUUGGUGCCUAAUUUACACAUUGUUCUCUACUUUGAGGGAUUUUCAUUUUCUAUAAUGUCUCAUUUUCACCUCGUGCAGAAACAUAAGCUGUCUAAUGGUGUAUGUGGAUCAAACUCUAUUUCUUGUACUUUGUGAUACUUAACCUCACUAAUGCACUUUCCAGGCCAAAACAGUCUGCUUGCACUCCUGCAAGGCCAAAAAAGUUCCUUCCUUUGCAGUGGGUUUUCAAAACAUGUGAAAAAAUAGUGUUUUUUGUUGCAGGUAAUCAAAGUUUAUAAUGAAGAUAACACCAGCAGAGCCGUAGAGGUCCCCAGUGACAUCACUGCACGGGACGUUUGCCAGCUGUUCGUCCUGAAGAACCACUGCAUCGACGACCACAGCUGGACUCUGUUCGAACACCUCUCCCAUCUGGGGAUAGGUAGGAUUCUCUGGUUGAACAGUUAAGAGUACUCUGUGAUGGUAUAGUCAGAAAGUAAACCAGAACUCCUACAAUUCACCUUUGGCAAGAACUCUUAAAAAUUAGUUUCACCACUUUUCCACCAAGUUUAACACAUUUACAUGAUUAAUUACACAACGACACGAAAACAAAAUAUGAUUCUGGCUCAAGGGUGAAAUUUCAUCUGACAUUUAUGAGGGAAAAAAACGGGUGGAGGCAGUCUGGGAUUAGAGUAAAUUUCUAAGAAAAUAAGAUCAUGACAUCUUUAUAGUGGUGGUGUUUUUGUCAUGUGAUAGUUAUGUUGUUAGUCCUUUGGGCGAGGUUUGCUUGGUUUGAUAGGAGGUGUGGCGGUAGGUAGAGUGAUGAUGAUGUAAAUAUUUAUAUGUUGGAGAAAGAGUUUGUGGCUAAAUGAUUGGUAAAAACUGAUCGAGGAAUGAGUGCAUGAAAAAUUUCUCAGCUGUAUUUUGAAACUAUCCUACACAUCGUAUAAUCCAUCUAUCUGUGCAGAUACAGGCGUUUCUUUCCUUUCAGUUAAUACCACUACAUAUUUUUUGUAUAUUUUAUUAUCAAAUAAUGUCCAAAUCUUUCAGCUGCAGCUACAGGCCCUCGAAUUUGUUGAGGGGAAAAACUCCAGCAGGUGUUUACAGUACCAAAGCUGUUAAACUGAGUUUGCUGCUUUUGCACUGCCCCUCAGAGUUAAUAAAUUAAAGCCCCGUUUGGUAAGUUAUUCUUGAGCUAAAUCAUUGACAAAACAGGAUGUCUUUCAUUUUUUCAAAGAUUUUAUCAGCCGUGCAAAUCACAUUUUUUUUACUUCAGUGUUCAACACUUGUUGGAGCAGAAACUGUUUUCCAUUCAUCCAACAAUCACUUAAAGGUCUAAGAAAAUAUUCAUGUUCAUGUUGAACUACUUGACUUAAAAGCUGAGCUCUGACCCAGAGGUUACACAUUAAAUGUAAGGUUAAUAAUGAAACUCUGCGCUGCUAAGUAAAGCAAUAUAAAGUACUCUUGUCAGGAAAGCUUUUGCAGGAAUUAUUGUUUGGAAUUUUUAAUUUCUUUCUUACAAGUGGCUCGAACUUUUUCUACUUGGUAUAUUAUCCACGAGCAGAGAGAGAUGACUGUUGCUUUUCUCUCCUCUUUGUCUCACUAGAGAGAAUCAUUGAAGACCAUGAGUCCGUCAUGGAGGUGCUAUCAGGCUGGGGAAUGGACACAGACUGCCGGCUGUACUUCAGGAAGAACUUUGCUAAAUAUGAAUUCUUCAGGAAUACUCUGGUGAGCUUGUGAUUGAACUGUACCCUCUUCUUCUUUGCUCAUUCUCUAUUUGGCGUUAACUUCCAUAUUCCUGUCAUUGAUUGAAUAAAUCAAAGACUCACUUUUGUCUUCUGCAGGACUUUUUCCCAGAUCACAUGGUCUCCAUAUCCAGUGAAGCCAACGGGAUGCUGGAUCACUCUCAGCUCAUACAGGUAUCAAGUUUCCUGCCAGUUGAGAAUAAAGACUUAAGUGCACACAAUAAUUGGUUAACAAACAUUUCUCUACUCUCACAGACAUUUCUAGAUGCCAGCUCAUGUCCAGAGAUACACGGACACCUCCAUGCCAAAGAGCAAAGCAGGAAGUCAUGGAAGAAGUUUUAUUUUGUUCUGAGGAGGUCGGGGCUUUAUUUCUCCAACAAAGGAACGUCAAAGGUCGGUAAAAUAAAGAAAAACACAACUAAGAGGGUGCUGUUGUGUGUGGCUUUUUCCAAUCUUGGAUCAAUUGUGCAUACAUAAAGCAGCAAACGUGUGCUAAAAAAUGUAUCUCUAUAAAGACACAUCCUCUUCCUCUGUUUGUACACCAUGAGGUCAUUAGUUCAUCCUCUGUUUAUAUCUCACUCCUGCAGUGAGAGGGUAGGGGAACAGGUUGAGCUUGAUUUUUCCUUAGGUCAGCUGGCACAGCAGCCAGGCAGAAACAGAACUCUGAACGCUGCAGACAAGUGAAGCUUAUACCUUUGCACCAGCCAUGCCAACGCAACCACUCCUCAACCGCUUUCAUUUUCUACAACAGUAGAGCUUUUGUUGUCAACUGCAGCAGAGCUUUGGUACGGUGCCACUUUUAACUCUCACAGGUUUACCAUUCAUCUGUAGUCUCUUGCAGGCACAUAGCGAGUCACUCAGCACAGACAAUGACGGCUGUGGCAUUAACUACAACAAGGAAGUGGUAAUGUUGCAUUUCUUCACAGCAGAACAAUGAGAGUCUUUGUGUCUUUUUGCUCUUGGAAAUUUAUCUUUAGUGGAGGAAGCUGCUGAUACUGUCUUUCUCAAUCGAAAUACCUGAUUUUGUCCUUAUCUCCUUAUAUCCUUAUAAACAUCAAAGACACACAGGUGAGGUGUGUGAGCGCUUUUACAGGAUUACAUAUCACUAGUCUGUUCUAACCAUAUAUGUUCAUCCCCCUAAGUUAGACUGUAAGCCUGAUUUGAUGCAUGCAUGAGUCUAACACUUACUUUAUAACUAUAUAACAAUUAAAGAUGAACAAAAAGACUUUCCAAAGUCCAGAUCCUGGUUUUAAAAAGAAGACAACCCUGUUUCAAAAUAAUUUGAAUAUAUUGUAAAGUAAAAAUGCAGAUUGUAUAAAGCAAGGUAAGCUGUUAUUUUUAAGACCCUUUAAAGCUCCUGUAAGGAACUUUAUGUUUCUGUUGAUUUUGGCGCCCUCAUGUGGAUUAAAUGUUAGCUCUUAUCGCUUGUCUGUACAUAUGAAAGUAUUUUUUUACUAACACUAGUUCUGCAAUUUGAAAGUCGAAUUGUUGUUUUUUUCUGCAGUUUUGUGGAUUCCAGGUCAUCCAUUUUCCCUCACGCUGAAAUAGUAAAGAAAUAUUGAAAAUAUCUUUACUGUAUUUAAAAUUCAUUCCAAUAAAGUUACCAAAAAAAAACAAAAAAAAACCAGCCCGUAAAACAUGAAAAGUGAAGGUCAGCAGAGACUUAUCUCAGCUUAGGCCCCCUAGGGUCCAGGUCAGGUCAGCCCUCAGGCUGUUGGCUGCUGCUUCCCUCAAGUGACAAGUGAUCACUGAUGGUGCUCUGGCUUUAGAGAUAAGUGGCACCAUCUAUUGUUGUAAACAGAUACUGGCAUUCAAAAGACUAAACCCUGCAUUCCCCAGCAUAUGUAGUGCUGUAAAUUUUGAUUGAUCUCCACAUACAGAAAUAUGGCUGUGACACAUGCUUACCGUCAGUAUUUUCUUGCUCAUUAUGUUGAUAUUUUUGAAACAGCAGCUGAUUGAUCACCUUAUUUCAGUGCUAAUUUUUUGAUUGGCUGUUUAGUUUGAGUAAUUUUAUUGUAGAAAGUAAAUUCAUGUGUUAGUUUCUGCAGUCUCACAGAUUUGCAGCUCUACACGUCAGGCAAGGUUUGAUCUAAGCUUUGGUUCUUCACUCGGUCAACUGCUCAUCUUUCUGUUGUUAAUCAAACCAAGCAGCCAAUCAAAGGGCUUGGUCAGAGUUAAAAGUGGCCUGUCAAAGGAGAGGAGACUCAGACCCUGUCUAUCCAUGCAUGCCUUCAAAAUAAAAGCCAACCUUAGAAGUUAGCAAAUGUUUCAAGUGUUUGUAACAACCAGAUGCUCCUGGAACAGCAUAUGAGGUUUUCUACUUGUGUUGUUUUCCUAUUUGAAAGAGUUGAGCCCACUUUGAAGCCUGAACACACUCAUAUACUAUUUUAUAGGUCUCCAUCCUUCACAUACAACAGAUGAACAGUGUUGAAAAGAGCCAGAAUUUGAUGUCUCAUAACCUUUCUCUGUUUUAUAGGAACCGAGGCAUCUCCAGUUCAUUGCAGACUUUAGUGACAGUGAUGUCUACACGGUGCUGUCAGCCAAAAAACUCCAUGGAGCACCUACAGAUUAUGGCUUCUGUGUCAAGGUACUCUGUCUUGCAAUGCCAGAAGAGUACAAAAGAAGCAGAGGAAGAGUAUUGAUUCCCAGUGUGUUGAUCUGCUUUUGUCUCCCUGUGACUUCUUUCUACAGUCCACAAAGUGUAGCUCGGCCCGGGACUUGAAGCUGCUUUGUGCGGAUGAUGAACAGACCAGGACCUGCUGGAUCACAGCCAUGCGCUUGUUAAAGGUUGGCUUGCUGAUCACUAACUGCGGGUGAUGUCUAAGAGGAGGAAUGCUGAGUCAGUGCUCGAAUCAGAUUUAGCUUUGGUGGGAGGUCAAGGGAAACUAUUGAGUGUUGCUGGAUUAGCACUCCCACUCUUUAUAGAAGCAGCAUGUGUUCAUUGUCUGGAUAUCUGCUGGAUACAGUUUAGAGCAUUAGUCACUCUCCUGCCGGGCUAUAAAUAAUUUACAGUAAAGCACAACAGCCUGUGGUCUAUUUGUAUCUGCCUUUCCAUCUAUAUAACACAGCUUAUUGUAAGUAAAAUGAAAAUGUAGGCUUUAAAACACUGACUCUUUUUGUUUGUUUCAGUAUGGGAUGCAAUUGUACCAAAACUUCAUUCAGCCUCACCAGAAACAAAAAGCUUCUCCCAUGGUAAGAUGAUUGUCUUAUUUGUGUCUCAUGCAACCAAUAUGACAGGGACUGAAAUGUGAAUAAUUUAAAUUGCAGAUGAUAUUUCCAAUCUGGUGUGCUGUGUAUUCCAAAAACAACUUUUCAAUGUAAGCAACUGGCGAGUAGGGAACAUCGUAAAAUGUUAAGCAUUUCCAUUUUCCCUUGAUAUCGAUAUGAAACAUGGUCAAAAUGCUUUUCAAUAGUCGGCAUUCUGCCAUGUUUUGGUAGACUAUAUGAAUAGCCAAUGAAAAGAGGAGUUGCUCCAGGUCAUGCUGUGCUGAACCAAUCAUGUGCUGAAUUAGAGCAAAGUAGCAAACACCUGCGUAGUAGCAGGUUGCAGCUACACACUAACUAUAGCACUUUAACAAGUGAAGCCGACAGCACUGUCAGUGGGAAAAAGAAGAAAAUGUGUGCUACCCCCGGCAGAAAUGCAGAUGAAGGCUCAACAGAUGAUGACAUGGUUGACAACACUGACAUGAAACCGUUGGUGGUGUGGAGGUGUUUUGUCUUUUUGACGGUCGGACAUGAAGCAGAGUAGCUGCAAACUAUGUCGGGUACAUGUUAAAUUUCAUUUAAGAGUAACAGGGAACAUUUAAGAUUGACAAGUGAUUUUUUUUAUAUUGUGAUACAUAUCGAUAUCGACUGAUAUGAAAAAAAAUAAAAUGUUAAACAUUUUCCCUUAUCGCCCAGCCCUAUAGAGAGGAGACCAAAGCUUAAAGUCAUGUUAAUAUUCGACCUCUAUUCUUCAGGUGAAAUGCUGUGUUUAUUGGAGUGGGUGCACUACACCUUUAUAAGGUAGUAAUAUGUCAAGGGUAUUUCUAGAUCAUUCCACGGCCCCAUGGUGACCAAACAAAAAUCAAUUAGAGCAGCUUUAAAAAUACAUCUCCAUGUGUUAAAAAUACAUCCCAGCUAACACAGGCUCAUGCAUAGCAGUAGGAUGAUAAAAUUACAUAGGACAAAUGAGGCACCUUCUGUGUGUUAAUGUGGGGUUUGGUGUCCCAGAAUAGCCCCAGACCCUGCUGGGAGUAUUCUCACCGCACUGAAUACGAUCUAUUUAUGGCUUUUGGACUUGUUCAUGAACCCUUUUGCUUUCUAAAAAUACCCCAGGAUCAGCUGCUCUCAGAUUUAACAACUCAUCACCUCUUCUCUGCUGUCGGAGGGUCGUAUGUGACAAACAGCCUCGCCAGGAGGAUUAGAGGUAGAGGGAGAGUGUGAAUUUGCGGUGUGACAGAUUUAGCCAAACAUAGUACCUUGAGAAAAAGACGGGAUCACUGCAGAGUAAUUAAAAUCUGAGUUUGAAGACGGUGUGAAGUUAUGCAUUCAGAAGCUACAACAUAUUGGCAUACUCACACUGGGGUCACAGUAGGUGAGAGGACUGGGAAAGCCUCUAUCCUCAAAUAAACACUGCUCUCUCUGUAUACGCCACUCAUUUUAAUUGUACGCUAAGUAGGUGGUGGGUGGAGGAACAUAUGUGGUAAUUUUAAAGCUUCUUGGUAAAUCCUGAUAAGAGGAAUUUUCUUGAGAGUGUGCAGUGAGCCACUUGCUUUAUGGCAGCUUAGAGGACUAAAAUGUGCCACUUUGUCAUUCCUUUCAAAACCACUCUAAUCCUUUUUUUCAAUGGACUUUUCUGUCUGAAAUCAUCAAGAAAUUAUGAAGAUGGAGUCGUGUUACUCAGACACUAGAUGGCAAUAAAAUACUGUGAGAAAGUAAAGGGCUCUACUUCUUUUUCUGCUGUAUUUUACAGGAAAACACACCGGUAUAGAGUAGCUGUGGGAUUCUUUUUGAGGCAUGAAAUCAGAUGUAAAUAAAAGAUUAAUGUGUAUCAAUUUCAGAGGAGCAUCUCAGAGAAUUCACUGGUGGCCAUGGACUUCUCUGGCCAGAAGAGCCGAGUGAUUGAGAACCCGUCUGAGGUGCUGUCUGUGGCCGUAGAGGAGGGACUGUCAUGGAGGGUAGGUCAGGGUGUCACUUACUUAAAACUGUCACUUCAACUUUAUCUACAGUCUGUGAGGAAGAACUGACAGAGACUUUCCCUAAUGCUGAUUUGAGCUUGUAAAAAAUGUACAAUUUUAAUGAAAAAUGGUGAUGAAAAGGCAUGAACACCAGACAUUAACCCUUAGAACUCCAGGAUAUAUUUAGCUAUUUUUGGUCCAGCUGCUUUUUAAAUUGUAUUUAUUUAUUUUUUUUGUAAAAAUCUAUUUAGCAACUUUAUAUUUUCAAGCCUUAGUUGUUAGUUUAUGAGUGCUAAAAUGAUGUAAAAUUAAAGUAAAAGUAGAUUUAGCACCAUAAAAGUAAAAAUAAAGUAAAAAAAAAACAGAAGUGCAUAAGUGGUUAUUGAGCGAUAUCAACCUUUUUUUAUCACAACAAUAUAAUAAAUAAUCAUGUUUUCACUGAUACAUCACUAUGGAAUUACCAUUAAAAGUCUCAGAUCAAACACCUAUUUUUGCCGCUGGAUUGUAAAUCUCAUGGAAGGUAUAAAAAUACCUGGAAACUCUCAAUAGAUCACAGAAAGGGUAAGAUUUCCAGGGAAACACAGUAUAGCUCCUGAGAAAUUGUAAACAAUAGUAAUGGUGUCAUGUGGGGGCGCCUGUGAUCUAGCAUGGUUAUAAGUGUUAACUCUGCAUCAACUCGACUUCAGCCUCACUCUAAUUGUAAGUUUUUUCUCCCGUAGAGGAAAAGCUGUCACCGUCUGAGCGGCCAUGGCAGCCCCUCCACAUCCCAGAACUUGAUGUCAAACAUAGGUUAGUAGAGGGACUCUUUAUUGUUGUGACUUGCUGCCCCAACACCAGCGAGUAACUUAUAAUCUCUGCACUCUCUGUUUGACACAGCCCUGCAUUUGACUCAGCCCUGGUUCCACAGUAAACUGUCUCGAGAAGAGGCUCAGCGUCUCAUCACUCAGCAGGGUCUUGUUGAUGGGUGAGCACUACUCGAUCCUCAAUAUCGUCACCCUUUUAAAAGAAUGGCCUAAGUCAUUUUUUUUUUGCCUUAAUCAUCUCUUGAUAAUGCUGGCCAAUCCUUAGUUGAAAAAUUCAUAGCAUUAUCCUUUCAACUAAGGAUUUAGGUGAUUUUACCAGAGAUGGUCGGCAUUAUCGAGAUAAUUUAGUUAUCAAGUGUUUUAAAUAUUAAAAUGAUGUUAUAAGGAUUGUAAAGGACAGGCAACUAUAAGCAUUGUGCUUCCGCCUAAUCCUUUUUUUGGUCAAGUUUAUAAUUCUGUUUGUUUCUCAUUUGUUGUUAUUGUGACAAAAAAUUUAGGCCAAAAACUAAUUUUUGUCAAAAAAAUGACUUAGGUCAUUACUUUAAUAGGGUGACGGUAUGAGACUUUUUAAAAUAUGUUUACCUUAAUGAUUAAAGUAAGUUCUGAACAUAGCUAAAGAUCUGUGAUUUAUGGACCAACAGCCUUCAGCUUUCUUUUGUUUGCAGGGUAUUUCUUUUGAGGGACAGCCAGAGCAACCCUAAGACGUUUGUGCUGUCACUGUGCUACACGCAAAAAAUCAAACACUUUCAGAUCGUACCUGUAAGUACAUCCCGCUGUUUAGAUUUCCUUCAUCUUUCUAGGACUGCCUCCAAAUUUGUUUCUGUAGCUUCUUUCUCACCUGCCUCUCCUGUGUUUCUCCUGUAGGUGGACGAUGAAGGCGAGUUAUUCUACAGCCUGGAUGACGGCCACACGCGGUUCACUGACUUGAUCCAGCUGGUGGAGUUCUACCAGCUAAACCGUGGCGUGUUGCCCUGCAAGCUCAAACACCACUGUGCCCGGAUCACCCUGUGAACGAGGGACCCUGGAGACCCCCCGUGGGGCCGGCGUGCACCUUAACUCCAGGGCCUUUCUGGACAAACACUCCCGUUGUUCCUGUGCCUUGAAGAAGAAAUACACAGAGACUCACAGAGCAGCCAUACUAACUGAAACCACUGUUAUCGUUCACUGUAGCCAACAUUCACACUGAAAUACAUGCCCCCUCAAAGCAGAGUCUGAUAGUAGACCAUUCAUGUGUUGAAAAUGAAGGGCUACAAAUGAAAGACAAUAUUGUUUUUCCUAGUGAGUGAUUUCAGCAGCUGGAAUGAAUUUGAAGAUAUUUCCGUACAAAGUAAUUACACGAAUUCGAUCUGAUGAGAAUCAGAUCCUGACAGCAGAAUUAAACUGAAAAUUAUCGUAGACAGCACCUCUGCUCUGUUGGCUUUCAGUCAAACUAAGCUAUCUUAAUUUCCAUUAUCCUUGAAUCUCAAAGUGUUCAGGUAUUUUUUAAAGAAAUCCUUCUUGUUUUCUACUGACCUCUCAGGAAGCGUCAACGUGCAUGACCUGAAAGCUGUAAUGAGACUGAUUUAGAGAGAAAAAAAGCAGAGGUGAUGUUCAGGUGGAAAGACACGGUACACAGCAUAGCUAACCUGCACUGUACAAUUGUUUCAGAUCUUUGUGAUGACAUGAAAUGUUUGUGUUACAAGAUUUCUAAGCUUGCUCUACAAACAGAGCAGAAAAUAUUUCACCGGUUUGAGGUGGAGCUAAGAGAGACAUAUGUCAGUGAUCACAUUUGAAUCCCCUGUAUACUGAAAUCUAGGUUUUAUAUUUUUAAAGCUUCAGGUAAAUUUACUAAACGUGUUUGUUUUUUUAUUCUUUGGAUGGUAUUUCCACAUUUUAUGGAUUUAAGAUGUCACAUAGUUCUGUUUUAAAAAAAAAAACAAUCACGCAUCAGCUUUUAAUACAAGGUGUUUUAAAUCAGAGGAGAUUGGAUCGACCACUUGCAUUACUGUAUGAGCUGGAUAACCAUGCAUUGAAUGAUGAAUGUCAAAAACUACAGAGGUUUUUAUAUAAAAGAAAGCCUGUUUGUAUGUUGAUUUUUUUAUAGAUUAUGAUCACUUUUUAAGUUGAAAAGGUUUCAGUGAUGUCUUUAAUUUUUCCUCUUUAUUGAUGUGAAUGUAGUUCAGGACAGAGCACAGUAAAUUUAGGAGCACAGAUAUGAUCUGGGACGGAUCUUUAAAAAAAAAAAAUCAGAGCUGUAAACAUUAAAGCUUCUGUGUGGUAAAUGAGG